UUUCUUGUUUCAUGUAUAUGCUUGUAAGACUAUUUCAUCCUGUUUUCACAGAGUUAGAACACUCAUGAUAGAGUAUGACUGUAUUGGACAUCAUCUGUUUCAGUAAUUAUCUUCAUUUAUCCACAUUCUGUUUCCAUAUAUCCAGGAAAGCACUUCCAGGUAGCACAUGGUUAAACUGUACCUUUUUAUUUCAGGGUCUGUUGACAUUCAGGGAUGUAGCUGUGAACUUCUCACAGGAGGAGUGGGAAUGCCUGGACUCUGCUCAGAGGGCUUUAUGCAUUGAUGUGAUGUUGGAGAAUUAUAACAACCUGAUCUUUGUGGAGAACUAUUGCAUAUGUGAUCCUGUCCAUCAACAUGUGAAGAUUGGAAAGCAGUCUAAAGACUUUGAGAAAUCAUUAAAUUUGUGUUCCAACAUUACUCAAGAUGAGAGACUCUAUACUGCAAACAAAGAGCACAGUCAGGAAGAAUAUGACUAUUUCAGCUCUGCAUGCAAUUUUUUGCAACAACCAAUCUAUAUUAGAGAGACACCACACCAUCGUGGGAAAUGUAAGAAAUUUGUCCACACUGCCUCAAGCCUCACUCUACAUCAAAGAAUUCAUCCUGGAAUUAAAUCCUACAAUUACAUCAUUUGUGAAAAAUCCUUUAUCCAGCAUGCAGGUCUUAAAAUGCAGCAAACACUUCAUACUGGGGAAAAAACUUACAAAUGCAAAGAAUGUGGAAAGUCUUUUCUUGAAUUAUCUCAUCUUAACAGGCAUUACAGAAUCCAUGCUGGUGAAAGGCCUUUCAAAUGUGAGGUCUGUGACAAAUUCUUUACCUUGAACUCAACCCUUAGAAGGCAUCAGAAAAUUCAUACUGGAGAGAAACCUUACAAAUGUAUGGAAUGUGACAAGUCCUUUUCCCGGGACUCACAUCUUAGAACACAUCAGAGAGUUCACACUGGAGAGAGACCAUACAUUUGUCAGGAAUGUGGCAAAUCUUUUGCCCAAUCUUCCGGUUUAAGGACACAUCAAAAAAUUCAUAUUGGAGAGAAACUUUAUAGAUGCAAAGACUGUGACAAAUCAUUUACCCAUACUGUAAGUCUUAAAGUACAUCAGAGAGUUCAUACUGGAGAGAGACCUUACAGUUGUAAGGAAUGUGACAAAUCCUUUACCACUUGCUCACAUCUUAAAAGACACCAGAGCAUUCACACUGGAGAGAAACCUUACAAAUGUAAGGAAUGUGACAAGUCUUUUACUAGCUGCUCAUAUUUUAGAGAACAUCAGAGAAGUCAUACUGGAGAGAAACUUCACAAAUGCAAACACUGUGCCAUGUCCUUUACCCAUGUUGUAAGUCUUAGAAUACAUCAGAGAAUUCAUACUGGAGAAAGACCAUACAGUUGUAAGGAAUGUGACAAAGCCUUUACCAAUUGCUCAGAUCUUAAAAGACAUCAGAGAGUUCAUACUGGGGAGAAACCUUACAAAUGUGUGGAAUGUGGCAGAUCCUUUACCCUCUGCGCAAAUCUUAGAAGACAUCGGAGAGUUCACACUGGAGAGAGACAUUACAAACAUAUGGAAUGUGACAAGUCCUUUACCCAUGACUCAAAACGUAGAAAAUGUCACAGAGUUAUUACUGGAUAGAGAACUUACAAUUGUUAGGAAUGUGGCAACUCUUUUACCUACUCUUCUGGUUUAAGGAGACAUCAGAAAAUCCAUAAUGGAGAAGAACCACACAAAGACAGAUGCAUCCUCUGUCCAGAUUUCAGAUCUUAGGAGAUAGGAGAAAAUUCGUAAUGGAGAGAAACAUACCAUUUGAAAAAUGUAACAUAGCAUUUUCUGGUAUUCCCUUCUUAUAAAUCAUAACAGUAUGCAAAAUACGAACAUAAAGAUAAGAAACUUGUGAAAGUCUUUAGAGAACUUUUACAUUUUAAAGAAUAUCCUAGAGAUUAUAUUAAAAUACAAUUCUAAAUGCAAAUGCAAUGAUGGGAAAGCUUUUUUUAUUUUUUUUUAACAUGUAUGCAUGCUUUGCCUGCAGUUAGCCUGUGCACUAUGUGUAUGCCUGAUGUAGGACAGAAGGGGUCAUCUGAUCCCCUGAAGCUGGAAUUACAUACCAUUGUGAACUGCCAUGCCUGUGUUGGCAAUGAACACUGUUCUUCAGGAAGAACAACCAGUGCUCUUACUCACUUAGCCAUGUCUGUGGCUCCUGGUUUAAAAAAAAAAUGUAAUAAAAACAUUUAUCUUGUUCUACAAUCAAAAAAUCAUAUUACUGCCAGGUGUGGUGGUGCACUCAGGAUGCAGAGGUAAAAUGAUAUCUGUGAGUCAGAGAACAUCUUCAACUUCAUGCUGAGUUUCAGGACAGCUCAGACUUCACAACCUCUUUGCCAAAAGAAAACAACAACAAAAUUCUAAUAGAAUUACAUAGAAAAUAUCACAAAACUUUUCAUUUUCUUUCUAAUUUUGCAAUACACUACAAAACUCUUACUUUUGAAAACCAAAAAAAGGUAGAGAGUAUAGAUUCCCCAUGUCUGUCAAUUGGAAAUUAUACCUCCCUAAAUGCCUUGAAUUUGACAAACCCUUCACAUACUGCUGAAGUUGAAGAGAUAAAAGAAAAUUCACAAUUAAAGAAAACACUGAUAAAUUCUUUUAUUCACCUUCCAGUUCUUCAUUCUAGAGUCAGACCAUACAAAUAGCAAGAAAGAAACUAACUGUGAAGAUGUAGGCUGUGAUUGUGACAUCACCGGAAUGCUGACAUACAACUUAGACCUUCCCAAAGGCUAAGGAUUGUGAUACACCAUCCCAGCUCUCUGAAAGCAUAGAAAGGUGUAUUCCUGUGAUUUCUAGGGUAGCAUUGUCUACAUUGCAAAUUCCAAAUCAGCCAGAGCAAUAUAUAGGAAAUCCUAUCUUGAAAAACCAAAAUAAGAUCAAGAAAGAAAUCCUGACCAGAUGCAGGACUUCAUUUUGAACUACUGAAGAAAACUUGGGAAGAAUUUACUUGAAACUCUAUAAUAAAAUGAUAUAACUUAUGUUAAUUGCUAGUACACCUUCUCUGACGUAAAGGAGACCUGUAGGACCUACUCUCAACUAUGUUGAAAUGGUAGUUACCCCAAUCUUACACAGUUGCUUUUUCUUAGUCUCAAAUAGUUAUUAAUCUCUGCAUUCCCACUACCUAUUGCAGGAGAAGACUUUCAUCUAUGUUGAGAAUAGUAUGAAGUUUUCAUCUUAAACAUGAAUAUUUAGAUGACAGAUUAAUGGUUAUGAUUGUUAAUCAAAACAUCAAUAGAGUUCCGACCUACAACCUAUAGGUCUCAAUGUUUUUUUGUUUUUUGCUUUACCAUGGUAUGAAUUCCUCUCUGUGGUACAGGUUUGAAAUCCAAUCAAGAGAAAGUUUGUUUCUGUCCAUUAAUAUUGGUGCCAGUUUUGCACCCACAUCUUGGCUGGCAAGUUUUUAUUGUAACAUGUAUGGUCCAGGGCUAAGUAGGACCACUGACAUCAUUUCUGUGAGAACAGCAUUCACAGGACUUUACAGUGCCACAAAGACUGGCCAGCAGGGACUUUUGCCAGGUAUGUUCAAUAUUGCUCUCUGUCUUGCAGUGUC
Molecule: messenger RNA, 3570 nt
Organism: Microtus ochrogaster (prairie vole)
Lineage: Eukaryota; Metazoa; Chordata; Mammalia; Rodentia; Cricetidae
Biological process (GO): regulation of transcription by RNA polymerase II
Cellular component (GO): nucleus
Molecular function (GO): RNA polymerase II cis-regulatory region sequence-specific DNA binding; DNA-binding transcription activator activity, RNA polymerase II-specific
Source: RefSeq, a predicted model, not a curated record